Messenger RNA from Calidris pugnax (ruff), 7551 nucleotides. It is a transcript of the gene SDC3, whose product is annotated as syndecan 3. Gene Ontology annotation, biological process: cell migration. The transcript has 6 exons. Bases 1 to 1302 code for a protein of 433 amino acids. Gene Ontology annotation, cellular component: membrane; cell surface. Lineage: Eukaryota; Metazoa; Chordata; Aves; Charadriiformes; Scolopacidae. The record is from RefSeq and is a predicted model, not a curated record.
AUGGGCGCAGCGGGUGCAUGCGGGGCGUCCUCCCGCCUCUCCCGGCACCCGUUAUUCCCUUUCCUGAAGAGGCAGGAGGUGACUCGGGUGGUUGGGAGGAGGCUGCGGAGCCGCUACCGAGGAGCCCAUCAGGCUCAGCGCUGGCGCAAUGAGAACUACGAGAGGCCCGUGGACCUGGAGGGCUCCGGGGAUGAUGACCCCUUUGGGGACGAUGAACUGGACGAUGUCUACUCGGGCUCCGGCUCGGGGUAUUUUGAGCAGGAGUCGGGCCUGGAGACAGCAGUGACCCUCACCACGGACACGUCUGUCACACUCCCCACCACGGCGGCCAUGCUGCCCAUCACCUCAGUGCAGCCUGUGGCAACCCCCUUCAAACCAUUCCCCACUGAGGACACCACCCCCGAGCAGACAACCAGCGUCUUGUAUAUCCCCAGGAUGACAGAGACACCAGUGAUCCCCAGUUGGAAAGCAACCACCACCAGUACCACUGCCAGCGACUCACCUACCACCACGACCACAACCACGACCACCACAGCAGCUACCACCACCACAACUACCACCGCAGCUACAACCACCACCAGCACCACCAUGGCCACUGCCAAGCCCACCACCAUCCGGAGGUUCCUGCCCCCUCUUGUCACUAAGGCAGCCACCACCCGGGCCACCACAUUGGAGACACCCACCACCUCCGUCCUUGAAACCAGCACACCAACAGAAGUGACCACGUCACGGCUUGUCCCCACCAGCACGGCCAAACCCAGGUCCCUGCCAAAACCAAGCACCACCAGGACUGCAGACCUCACAGAACAAAGCACUGCCUUGCCAUCCAGUCCUGCCACGCUGCCACCCACAGAAGCCCCCCAGAUGGAGCCAGGGGAGGUAACGACAGUCCUCGACAACGAGCUGGAGGUCCCAGUCAGCAGCGGCCCCAGCGGGGACUUUGAGAUCCGGGAGGAGGAAGAGACCACUCGUCCCGAGCUCGGUAACGAGGUGAUGGCUGUGGUGACACCACCGUCGGGACCUGGGCUGGGCAAGAACGCAGAGCCGGGGCUCAUCGACAACACGAUAGACUCCGGCAACUCGGCCGCUCAGCUCCCCCAGAAAAACAUCCUGGAGAGGAAAGAAGUGUUGAUAGCGGUGAUCGUGGGCGGCGUGGUGGGAGCCCUUUUCGCUGCCUUCCUGGUCAUGCUGCUCAUCUACCGGAUGAAGAAGAAGGACGAGGGCAGCUACACGCUGGAGGAGCCCAAGCAAGCCAACGUGACAUACCAGAAGCCCGACAAGCAGGAGGAGUUUUACGCGUAGAAGGAGAGCCCAGCGUGCCUCGCACUCCCUCCCUCCCCGCUCCAAACUCUCCCUCCUUCUUCUACUUCAUCCAGUCUCUCUUUCUCUCUCUCUGUCUCUCUCUUUUUCUUCUUCUUUUUUUUUCUUUUUUCUUUUUUUUUUUUUUUUCGGAUCAGACUGUGAAUUUAAAAAGCAAAACCCGCAACAGCAAAAGGAGAAAACACGUCUUUGGCAGGAUGAAAGAAAAUUCAAGUGCCCAGAGCAUCGCCGAGUUCAGACCGAGCACCGCUGGCCGUUCUGCAGCGGGAGGGAUGGGGCAAGGAGCCAACGCCAAGGGAGCCAAUGCCCGAGGAGCGCCCUGGAGAGCGCAGGAUGGGGCAGUUGGGUUGUCCACGGUGGCUGGAGGUCACUGGGCUUUUCCCACCAACACAAUGGAUUCUGGGACCUGGACACCUUCUACCAGCCCUGGGGCGCAGGGGGAUUGGUUUGGAUUUAUCUUCCUUUUUUUUUUUUUCCACUUUGGAAAGGAGGGAGGUUUGUUUCUCUCUCUCUUGCUUUUUUGGGGGUUUAUUUUCAUUUUUUGUUUGGUUUUUUUUUUUUUUUUCUUUUUCAAAUGGGGUUGGUUGCUUUGCAGGAUUUACCUUGUUCCCUGCUUCUGUUUGAAGAGAGGACGCGACUCUCAAAUAUGCUUUGAACCUUGAAAAAAGCACAAGGGGCUGGAAUACCUGAUGCCCCGGGGUUUGCUCUUGGAGUGGGGAAAAAUAAAUAAAUACAAACUUGGCCAGUAUGCUGGAAAUGAUCUCUUUAGAUCACCACUUCGGAGAGCUCGUGGAGCAGCAAGAAGUCACGUUGGGGUGCCUCAUGCUGCUCCCCUCCUGCCACCACCUCGCUUCACCGCAUCGCUGUGCGCAGCCAGAGACCUUAAAUCGAUAGAAACGGCGCGUUGGUGGCCGCCAAGGGGUUUGGUUGAGAAGGGACCUUGCUUUCGCUGGGUUUUCACUGUGACCAAUAAAACUCAGCUUGCGCAGUACGACCCACGGCACUGGUUUUAAAACGGAGCGGGAUGUUGCGUGGUGGGGAGUUGGUCGGGGAGAGGAGUUGGAAACGGAGAAGCUGAAUCCUCUCCCUGGUUCCUCCAGCUGGGAUAACACCUCACAGAGCUCCACGAGGCACGAGACGCAGCAUAAGGAAAGAAUUGCAAAGCAGAGGCACUACUCUGUCCCCUUAGGGGUCGGACAGGGGUUCCCCCCGGCCCCUGGCACCCAGAAGGUGAGGAAGGUGAGGCAGAUUGGUUCCACCAGUCAGCCCCAGGGCAGGUUGGCUGCUACAUCUCUUUUGCAAGACCCAGAUUGAUGGUUUUGUGUUUCUUUUGUUCUUGCUUAAAUUCCAGUAUAACCCAUGGGGCACCCAGGAGCCUGAGAGCAAAAGAUCCUGGAAGCCCUCGUCGCCCAAGAGCAGUGGUUUCCCCUCCAAGGCUACCUAAGGUUCAGAGCAGCAGGGCCUCAUCCAGAGCCCAACUGUGCCUUCUAGAAAGGCUAGAUUUUUUUUGGAGCAAGCUCUCUGCACAGAAAAGUCAAUUAGAUAUUUCAAUGAGUUGGCUUUUAAUUAGCUGAAGCGCUGUUUGCGACACAGUCAAGGAGCUUUGUUUUCGUGACGGUUGCGAUCUCGAUGGUGUCCCAUGGAGACCUUGGCUUUGCUCUUAGAGCAAUUUAAACAGGGAAAUGGAAAAAAAAAAAAUUGGUUGCUUUGACUCUGUUGCAUCCUGAAUCAACCUGCACAGACACGGUGACACUUUGUCCCCCCAGGGUGCUAGUGGAUGUAGGGAUUUAUGACCCUGGUGGAGGCUACAAGACAGCAGCGCUUCUUUAUGUUAGGAAUUUGAGAGGCCAAACGCAUAUUUUAUAGAUAUAUAUAUAUAUACACUCACGUACAUACACAGUUAUAUAUAUAUAUGAAAUGAAAUCCCUGUAAAUUUUCAUUGCACUGCAUAUGGUGGUCGGAUGGGACUUUGUGGCUGGGAAGAUGUGAGGUUUGGGGUUCGGUCCCCUGGGGCGCGCAGUGCAGGGACUGCGACCCCAACCACCCACCUGCUUUCACUUCGGGGUGGGGAGCAGAGCCCCAGCACACAGGCCAGCUCUAAAAAUCCCCAUUUUAGAGUAUGCCAGCCUCAAAAUUGCCAUCAUUUUGAUUCUUUCAGUUUAGAGAAGAUGGUCCUUUUGGAUGUCUUGGUUGGUGAUGCUGAAAGACAGAUGAUGUAGCGUGUGUGUGUGUGUGUACCCAUUUCUUGGGUCCAUCACGGCUGUGGAGGAUGAGGGUGCUGUGAAGGGGGGACCACACAUCUGAAGAAAGGCUGGUGCCAACCUGGGCUUUCUUUCCAGGGUCUGCUUUCUCUGACCUGCUCCAAAGGGAGGGCUUCAACUUAUGGGUUUGGGGUUUUUUUUGGUCCCAUUGGGACUACCCAAAGGGCCCCAGCUGCUGGGGAGUGGUGGAAAUCAAGUCUCUUCAUGGUUCGAUGACUUGGGCACAGCAAGUAUCAAGGCCACCCAAAAUCACCAUCUUUUGGAAAAACAUGGACUUAAUCUUUUGAGCUUGCAUUAAAAAAAAACAACCUCCCAGCUUAAUCUUUUAAAUGCUGCUUUUCUUAGCUGCUUCCCUAAUCUUCUCCAUUCCAUUUUUUUUCCCAUUUAAUAGUCUGAAGUUCUAUAAUACAAUUUUUUUAUUCACUCAAGCUUAACCUCGGUUCACUCAGCUGGUGUUAAGUUGUAAUCCUGGCACUUAAAUCUGUUACAGUUUCAGAAGUGAGGAAGGCUGGAGGUGGGGGGGCGAGAGGAGGUUGGGCAGCGCUUUCUCUUGCCUUAAUUAAAAGUAUGAGACGACCACAGGCAAAAAAAAAAGAAAAGGUGAAGGCAAUUAAACUGGUAAUCAGGAUUGACCAAAGUCUUAACUCAUUGUAUGUCGGCUGCUUCCACACGUUUGCCAUGUUGCUCUCCGCCUGGAGAGGGGAUGUGAGCUCAAGGACACUGUCUUUUGGGCUUGGAGCCCAACUUUUUUUCCUGGUGAUAAAUCAUGGCAGAGCCUUUCCUGUCGCCUCAGCUCCCCAGGACCACCCGGUUAGUUGUUGGAGUUGGUGUUUGGAUGGAAAAAAAAAACAAACCUUGUCUUGCUGGAGAACGGCUGAUCUUGUGCCUCCCUUGGAGGGUAAGGGGGUGGUGGGAUGGAGCUGAGCUUGGACUGGUAUUUUUUGGAAAAGCUCAGCUCUAAAAAAACUUGUGGAUAUCAUCACCUCUUUAUUGCCAGAGCAGCAGGGAUGGGUAAAACCCCAGUGAAACCCAGAGGAGUGAUGGUGCCAGGGUCUGUGAGGGGGUUGUGGUGGUGGUGGGCUGCAGCGUGGCCAUCCCUGAGGCUGGGCAUGGCACCACAUGAACGUGGUGUGUUGCAGCUCCCAGCCCCGCGCCGGGUGAUAGUGCUGAGGCCAUGUCUGUGCUGAGGGUGGCCAGGGGCAGAUGGUGGCCAGCGAGGCACAGCUGGUCCCUCCAGCAAACGCUUCUGCAUGGGUACGCGUGUCUCACCACACUCCAGGGCUUUGGAGAGAUUCCUGGUGUGAAGAUGGAUGGGGAAGAGGUGAGAAAGCACAGGGGGAGGAACAAAAGCAUCUUUUCUCAGCUGUUGAUUUGGCUGCAGAGCAGAUUUGGAGGGGAAUUAACUCCAGUGGUAGCCUGAGCAUCUCCCCCAUCAUCCCUUCCCAAAGCCUGCCAGAUUUGGCACGAAUUCAGCCCCUUCCCCAGGCCGUGCGCAUCCCCCGUAGUGAUACCAUCCAUGAACGGCUGCUGCCUCCCAGCUGGGGCAGUGCCCAGAUGUGCUCAUCCUUCCAGCUGUGCACCCCGAGGAUGUGGGUGGCCCAUGGGGGGCUUUUCCACUUGCUUUUCCAUUUCUUAUCCCAUUCCUUUUCUGCAUGUUUGUGUGUGUGUGUGUGUGUGUGUGUGUGUGUGUGAUAGGCUGCAGGAAGACUCUUUGCUGUGCCAGUUCCAUCAUUUCAGUAGAGCUGCAAUUGCAAAGUGAGAAAGCCGGUGCCGGCUCCUCUCCAGGCUGUGCUGGUUUUCAUCCUCUCUCUCUGCUGGGAUUUGCAGCAGCCCAUGUCUCACAGGAGAAUGAUGAAGGAGCUGGUGACAUUCCUGAUGAAGGAGGAAGGGGUCAAAGGGAAGGGAGGACGAGAAAAUACGUGAGAGCCCAAAUGAAGGGCUGGAAGUGGGAGGAUGGGAAGGGCAGGAGAUGGAACUGGACCCAGUCCCCGGGCAGGGUUCGCAGGGCUGGGAGUUGGUCCUUUCCUCCCAAAAUCUCUUUGCUUUUGGACCUUUCAAAAAUCAGCAGCAGGACCCUGUGCCGGGGGUGGGGGAUCCUGCUGCAGGGAAGGUGAUGGUGCUGGGCUGGAUGCGUGCUGUGGAGUGCUGGUUUGCCUCUAAAUUUCCCAUUCCUUCCCCAUUUUGCCUGGUGGGUGUUCCAGAUCCCUGUGCAGGAGCUGCUUUGUUCCAUGCGAGCCUUGGCUCCUGCUCCCCAGACUCAUAAUUCAGAGCUCUCCGACCCCUGCCAUGAGUCACCAGCACCGAGGCUUUAACAGGAACAAAACCAUUAGCUAAAAACAAAAAUGGAUUUUUUUAAUUUUUUUUUUUUUUCCACCCCGCUUCAAUCAUCCGUUUUAUGAUGAUAAGCGUUUCUGGGCUCGGAGGUUUUCUUCUGCGAGGCUCUGGCAGCUCCUAAAGUGACAUUGAGUUUUGAGCACGGAAAGGUUGAUUGUGGAAUAACUUGGCGUCCGGCCGGGCUGGGGGCUGCGGCGACAGGGAUGGGAGCGGUGUGCGUGUAUGUAUGUAUAUAUAUGUGUAUGUAAUUAAUAUAUAUGUAUAUAUGUAUAUACGCGUGUGUGCAAAGCACGCGCGCGUGCACAGGUUCAAUGCAAACUCUGCACCUAAAGGGGACGAGGAGGGUUUUUCCACCGGCGCCGUGUGCCCAUCCUUGGCCGUGGGCUGCGGGAUUUGGCCCCGGUGCUGCCGGCUCCUUCCUGCCCUCCCGCCCCCAGCCCGGUCGUAGCGAGGUCCCCAUCCUGCCCCCUCGACACCACGGGGGGUGGUCGGGAUGAGGAGCCUUUUGCCGACCGCCUCACCCCCAGCCAGAGCCAAAGUGGCUUCGUGCUGGCUCUGGUUUGUCCCACGUACCUCGUGCCUGCAGCUCCGCCGACGUUUCCACUCCCAGUCUAUAGAGAAGUCUCAGUCUGGAGCGUACAAACUUCUUUGGGAUUUAAUUUUUUUUUUUCCUUUGAUUUAUUUUGACUAUUAUUUUUAUUUUGGGGAAAACGUCACCCUAGGAGACACCCGUGCGAUGCCCAGAUUUAUUUCCCACCCCCCCUCCACGUUCCAGACAGCUCAUCCACCGCAUCUCCAAAGACCUCAAGGGCACCAGUGACUUUACCUGCAUCAGCAACCCCUCUCCUGGGUCCCCUUGGUCUAAGUCACAGAAGUACAGCUGACAAUCAAACCAGACAGAACUGCUGACUUUAGAAAAAUAUAUAUCCAUUGCAGUUUGAUAGAACUACUUUUUAAAAUCACAUGCUUAUCUCUCGCUAACGCUCACCGCCAUGGCUCCGGGAUAAACCGCCACCCAUUGGUUCUUCUGUAAAUAAACAUGAAACAUUCUUGUAUAAAUUAAAAAAAAAAAAUUAAAAAAAUACAAAAAAAAACCUAAGCAAACAAAAAAAUCCAUUGAUAUACGUCCAAAAAAAUAUCCCUUUCCAGAAGAUUUAAAUAAUUCAAAGAAAAAGAAAAGCCCAACAAGUGAGCCCCACUUCACUUUUUCUUUGGAGCUGGUUUAAAUUCCCAACAGGACAACAAAAAAUCUUUAACAAUGGAAGAAACUACAAGUGUUUUACCUUUCAAUGAAUAUGGGAGGGAAAAAAAAAUGCAUGUAAAUAUUUUUAAUAGGAAACAUAUCUUAAACAGAACUUUUUUUUGUAUGUACAUAACUCUUCUAGAGUUUAGUACUUAAAUUGCUUCAUAGUGUCUGUUAAAAAACAAAAAUAAAAUAAAAUAAAAUGUUUGUUAAUUGUUUUUGUUCUUACUCAAUGGCCAAAACUUUAAAAAUAAUAAAAAAGACUAUAAAAAUAAUCUUUGCCAAUGGAUCUAGCACUGUAAUGGUACUGUCUAUUUUUUUUAAUUAUUUCUGUGCUGUGCCCAUUUAUAAAAGGAGAAAAAAAAAAAUAAAAAUAAAGUCAUUUAAACAUUG